AUGCGCAUCGCAGUCGAAGGCUGCUGCCACGGCGAGCUCGACUCAAUCUAUGCCGAACUCGCCCGACUAGAAUCCAUCAACAACUACACCGUCGACCUCCUCAUCAUCUGCGGCGACUUCCAAGCCAUCCGCAACUCGCAGGAUUUACAAUGUAUGGCCGUUCCGAAUAAGUAUAAGGUUUUGGGAGAGUUUCAUAAGUACUAUACGGGAGAGAAAGUCGCCCCGGUCUUGACGAUUGUCAUCGGCGGGAACCACGAGGCGUCGAACUACCUCUGGGAGCUGUACCAUGGUGGAUGGCUUGCUCCUAACAUGUACUUCCUGGGACACGCUGGCUCUGUACUAGUCGAUGGCCUACGCGUCUCUGGAAUCUCUGGAAUCUUCAAAGGACACGAUUUCGGAACAGGCCAUCCCGAACGACUGCCCUACGACCAAUCCUCCAUGAGAAGCAUCUACCACACCCGCGAAUUCGAUAUCCGGCGGCUCUCACUUCUCCCUUCCCCAGACGUCUUCGUCUCACACGACUGGCCUCAAAACAUCGCGUACCACGGAGACCUCCGGGGCCUCCUACGGCGCAAACGGUUCUUCGAAGCCGAUAUCAAAAGCGGGAGGUUAGGCUCCCCACCGCUGAUGGGCCUCCUCCAGACGCUCCAACCGAAAUGGUGGUUCGCUGCCCACUUGCACGUCCGGUUCGAGGCUAGCGUCGUGCACGAAACUGCGCCUGCAGAGGACCCUUCGAACGCUCAGAAUCCUGCCCAUGUCCCUGUGUCUUCCAGCAACCCAGACGAAAUAGCGAUCGAAGACGACGAUGAUGAGGGGGAUGAAGCGGAGGUAGCAGCGUCGAUUGCACCUCCCAGUGCUCCGUCCAACAACCCGGAUGAGAUCGUGAUGGCCGACGCCGACGCCGACGCAGUAGAGCAGCCUUCCGCCCCACCACUUCCUCCUCAAGCUCGGGCGAAAGCGAACCCGGAUGAAAUCAUGCUGGACGACGAGGAAGAGGAUGUCGCCCCUGCGCCUGUAGCCGUCCCUGCAGCACCUCACCCUCCAGCGCCGACUUCGAAUCUCCCACCCCGCAUCAUUCGAGAAACCAAGUUUUUGGCAUUGGACAAGUGUCUACCGAAGCGCCAGUUUUUGGAGGUUAUCGAGAUCGACGUGCCUUCUACUUCAUCAUUAUCGACGUCCUCUUCUCAGGCAGCGUCGUCCUCUUCCCAACCUGAGCAAUCGCCUUCCCAGCCCUCAUCAUCCAUGGACACCACCUCCACCUCCCCACCUCAACGCCGAACUCCAACCCUCGCCUUCGACCCCGAGUGGCUAGCCAUAACACGCGCCUUCCAUCCCUGGUUCAACACGACGUCGAAAUUGCAACGGGGUUUCCCUGGGGAGGAGGAGGCGAGGGCGAUGGUGGCCAAGGAGAGGGAGUGGGUGGAGGUGAAUUUAAUCAAGGCCUCCGGUGGUGGUGGCGAGUCCUCUGAUAGCAUUCCAUCUGCUGGUGGCGCGGUCAGUGGGUCUGUGAAGCACGAGCAGCGACUGUUGAAAGUGGAAGACGUACAGGUCUUUGAGAAGACUGCGCCUGGACCGUGUGCGGAGACGGAGGGUGCUAAUCGGAAUCGACAGCCACCGCAUUACCCUAACCCGCAGACGGUUGCGUUUUGUAAGAUGUUGGGGAUUGAGGAUAAGGUGAAUAUGGGUCGGUGA
Molecule: messenger RNA, 1692 nt
Organism: Coprinopsis cinerea okayama7#130
Lineage: Eukaryota; Fungi; Basidiomycota; Agaricomycetes; Agaricales; Psathyrellaceae
Product: lariat debranching enzyme
Exons: 6
Coding region: 1-1692 (563 amino acids)
Biological process (GO): mRNA splicing, via spliceosome
Cellular component (GO): nucleus
Molecular function (GO): RNA lariat debranching enzyme activity
Source: RefSeq, a predicted model, not a curated record